Naumovozyma dairenensis CBS 421 is the source of this 1302-nucleotide messenger RNA. It is a transcript of the gene XDJ1, whose product is annotated as Xdj1p. The record is from RefSeq and is a predicted model, not a curated record. The transcript has a single exon. NCBI's taxonomy places the organism in Eukaryota, Fungi, Ascomycota, Saccharomycetes, Saccharomycetales, Saccharomycetaceae. Gene Ontology annotation, molecular function: Hsp70 protein binding. Gene Ontology annotation, biological process: protein refolding. Gene Ontology annotation, cellular component: cytoplasm. Bases 1 to 1302 code for a protein of 433 amino acids.
AUGGCAGAUUUGUAUUCGAUAUUAGGUGUGACAUCUAGCGCAACUGAUUCAGAGAUUAAAAAAGCCUAUAGAAAGUUAGCGUUACAAUACCAUCCCGACAAAGUUCUGGAUCCAAAUGACCGUGAAGAAAAUGAAAUUAAGUUCAAAGAAAUUACUUCUGCAUAUGAAAUUCUAAGUGAUGAGGAAAAAAGAGCUCAUUACGAUUUAUAUGGUGAUGCAAAUGAGAAUGAAUAUAACAAUCAAAAUGCAAAUGAUUUUUUCAAUUUCGAAACUGAUCAACCUGAUUAUGAUUCAUACGCUUUCGAUAAUGAUAAAUCCAAAGAUGUAAAAAUUCCAUUGAAACUUUCAAUUCAAGAACUGUAUAAUGGUAAAACUUUUAAGUUCCAAUCGAAAAGGAAUAUCAUUUGUGUCCAAUGUGAGGGUCUCGGCUGGAGACGUAGAAAAAAUGGAAAUGUAACUAUUCCACAUGAAAUAGAAUGUAAAAAAUGUAAUGGGCUAGGCUAUAAAGAAAGAACUCGAAUGUUAAUACCUGGGUUUGUUACAACAGAUAAGAUUAGAUGUGAAGAUUGUCAUGGGAAGGGGGAAGUAUACGCUAAGCCUAAUUCUGAGAAAAAUAAGUGCAAAAAUUGUCAUGGGAAAGGCUUGCUAUCUGAAAACAAACAACUUCUCGUAUCAGUUCCUCGUGGCUUACAAAAUAAGGACACUAUUCGUAUAGAAAAUGAAGCGGACCAAGAAAUAGGAAAGUCAAAGACAGGCGAUAUUAUACUUGUCAUUGAAGAAGAUACAACAAUGCCAUCAGAUGUACAUUUUAUACGAAAAGGAACUGAUUUCGUCAUGUACCUAUCGCUGUCAUUGGCAGAAGCACUUACAGGGUUUAAGGAUAAGUUUUUAUCGAAGUCAUUAGAUGGUAGAAUACUUACUUUAUCAGUACCUUCAGGAAAAGUAAUAAGACCAGGAAAUAUUAUCAAAAUCAAACAGGAAGGAUGGCCAGUUAAUCCACAAGCAUCCAAAUUCGGAGAUCUGUAUGUCAUUAUCAAGAUUGAAUUUCCACCUGAUAAUUGGUUUAGUGAAAAAUCUGAUAUUCAGCUGUUACGAAAUGUCCUUCCUAGUGGAAUAAAUGGGAUGAUGAAUUCAUGGAAAAUAGAUGACCCGUUAAAUACGGAGACCGUUACUACCUUUGAUAUUCUUGAAGAAUUACCAGAUACUCUGAAUGAAAGUAACAAUAGGAGUGCUUAUGACACUGGCGACCAAUCUGAUGCCAAUUAUGAUCGAGAAGGACCACCUCAAUGUUCACAGCAAUGA